UACAAUAAAGGGUGAGACAGAGAAGAAAUUAUGGGAUGCUUUUUGAUUGGUCUUCUUGUGGUUAUUUUGUCGAUUGGAAAUAUUAUUGAAGAAGCAAAUGGUGAAAUAUCUCCAAAAAUUUUGAGCAACAUAAAGAUGAUGAAUAAAAGAGGCCCUUAUUUGGGGAUUGUAGCUCCAAACAACUUUGAGCUUAAUCCUCUUCUCGCUUCUCGAGCCUAUGUUCCUUAUCCCUCUUUACCCUUCAUCGAUUUUGCGGGUAGAAGAUUUCGAUUUGGAAAUAUAUCAAACCAACGGGUGGUGAUCGUAAUGACGGGAUUAGGAAUGGUAAAUGCAGGAGUAGCAACACAAUUACUAGUGAGCCUGUUUAGGCUGAAAGGAGUUUUGCAUUAUGGAAUCGCUGGAAACGCAGAUGUUAGCCUUGAUAUUGGUGACGUCACUAUUCCUAAGUUUUGGGCACACUCUGGUCUUUGGAAUUGGCAGAGGUAUGGAGAUGGGAUUGACGACGAGCUAGCUUUGGAAGCUGGUGGAGACUAUACUCGGGACAUUGGUUAUCUCCAGUUUUCUAAGUACAAUAACCAAAGCGACAAUUUGCUCAAUCGAGUUUGGUACCAACCGGAAGAAAUCUUUCCGGUCACCGGAACUCCGGAAGUCCGGGAACACGUCUUUUGGGUUCCCGUUGACAAGUCCUACUUGGAUCUUUCACGCCAACUCAAGGGCAUGAGACUACCACAAUGCGUGAAUACCACGUGUCUCCCUCGACCACCGAAGGUAACCAUCGUUGACCGUGGGGUGAGUGCAAGUGUCUUCGUCGACAACGCCGCUUACCGGACUUUCCUACGCUCCAAAUUCAACGCCACCGCGAUCGACAUGGAAAGCGCCGCCGUUGCUCUAAUCUGCCACCAGCAAGCCCUCCCUUUCGUCGUUAUCCGUGCCCUAUCCGAUCUCGCCGGGGGCGGCUCCGACGUUUCCAACGAGGCUGACUUGUUUGGCAGCUUAGCCGCGCAAAACUCCGUCGAUGUGCUUGUGAAGUUCGUUGGUUUGUUACCUACACACAAAAGCAAGACUCAUUCAUAAUAAUAAGUGUAAAAACAAGAUGUAUGAUGUAAUAUUAACAUUUCCACCAACAAAAAAGAUGUAUGAUGUAUCUGUCUUUUUCAAUAAUAAUAGCUAUGUUUGUACUCCAAAAUAAAACUGUGUUUUGCUCAUUUGCUAAAACACAUUCAUACA
Messenger RNA from Brassica oleracea var. oleracea, 1227 nucleotides. RefSeq names its product bark storage protein A. The transcript is spliced from 5 exons. Gene Ontology annotation, molecular function: catalytic activity. Lineage: Eukaryota; Viridiplantae; Streptophyta; Magnoliopsida; Brassicales; Brassicaceae. Bases 31 to 1074 code for a protein of 347 amino acids. Gene Ontology annotation, biological process: nucleoside metabolic process. The record is from RefSeq and is a predicted model, not a curated record.